AUGCCCCGCAACCACGGCGGCGGGGAGGAGGGCAGCUCCGCGGGGCUCUGGGUGAAGAGCGGCGCGGCGGCGGGUAUGAAGGAUGUGGAGUCGGGCCGGGGCAGGGCGCUGACGAGCUCGGCGGCCCGCGGCGACGGCCUGCUGCUCCUGGGCACCGGCGGCACGGCCGCCCCCGCCGGGCUGCGGGAGGGCCGCCGCGGGAAGCACGGUGCCCGCAUGAGCCUGCUGGGGAAGCCGCUGUCGUACAGCAGCGGGCCGAGCUGCCGCAGGAACGCCAAGUACCGCCGGCUGCAGAACUACCUGUACAACGUGCUGGAGCGGCCCCGAGGAUGGGCCUUCGUCUAUCACGCCUUCGUUUUUCUCCUUGUGUUUGGUUGCUUGAUUUUGUCCGUGUUUUCUACUAUUCCUGAACACACAAAACUUGCCUCUGGUUGUCUCUUCAUUUUGGAAUUUGUCAUGAUUGUUGUCUUUGGUUUGGAAUUUAUUAUUCGUAUCUGGUCUGCUGGAUGCUGUUGUCGAUACCGAGGAUGGCAAGGAAGACUGCGCUUUGCAAGGAAACCAUUCUGUGUAAUAGACAUCAUUGUUCUCAUCGCUUCAAUAGCAGUUGUUUCUGCAAAAACUCAGGGUAACAUUUUUGCAACAUCAGCACUGAGAAGUCUUCGUUUCCUACAGAUCCUUCGUAUGGUGCGUAUGGACCGAAGAGGAGGCACUUGGAAAUUAUUAGGUUCAGUAGUUUAUGCACAUAGCAAGGAAUUAAUCACAGCCUGGUACAUAGGAUUUUUAGUACUCAUCUUUUCAUCUUUCCUGGUUUAUCUGGUGGAAAAAGAUGCAAAUACCCAAUUCUCCACAUAUGCAGAUGCUCUCUGGUGGGGCACAAUCACAUUGACAACCAUUGGUUACGGAGACAAAACUCCUCUUACUUGGCUUGGAAGGCUGCUUUCUGCAGGAUUUGCUCUUCUUGGCAUUUCUUUCUUUGCACUACCUGCUGGCAUCCUUGGCUCGGGAUUCGCAUUGAAAGUGCAGGAACAGCAUCGUCAGAAACACUUUGAGAAAAGAAGGAAUCCAGCUGCAAGUCUAAUUCAGUGUGUAUGGCGUAGUUAUGCUGCUGAUGAGAAAUCGGUUUCCAUUGCUACCUGGAAGCCUCAUUUGAAGGCCUUGCAUACCUGCAGCCCUACAAAAAAAGAACAAGGGGAAUCUUCUAGCAGUAAGCUUUGUAGUAAUAAACAGAAGCUCUUCAGGAUGUACACGCCUCGGAAACAUAGUCAAAAGCUAAGUUUUAAGGAGCGGGUCCGGAUGGCCAGCCCACGAGGUCAAAGUAUAAAAAACAGGCAAUCUUCAGUCGGAGAUCGCCGCUCACCAAGUGCUGACAUUGCCACCGAGGGCAGCCCAACCAAAGUCCAGAAGAGCUGGAGCUUCAAUGACCGAACCCGCUUCAGGCCCUCGCUGCGACUGAAGAGCUCACAGCCCAAACCCGUGGUUGAUGCUGACACAAGUCUUGGAACAGAUGAUGUUUAUGAUGACAAAGGGUGCCAGUGUGACGUGUCAGUAGAAGAUCUCACCCCUGCUCUUAAAACUGUCAUCAGAGCAAUCAGAAUUAUGAAAUUUCAUGUCGCAAAGAGAAAGUUUAAGGAAACGCUUCGCCCAUAUGAUGUCAAAGAUGUCAUUGAACAGUAUUCAGCAGGUCAUCUAGACAUGUUAUGCAGGAUUAAGAGUCUUCAGUCACGUGUUGACCAAAUUCUUGGGAAAGGACAAAUCACAGCAGAUAAAAGAACCAGAGAAAAGAAUCCUGCAGAGAAUGAGACAACUGAUGACCUCAGUAUGUUAGGGCGGGUAGUCAAAGUGGAGAAACAGGUACAAUCCAUUGAGUCAAAAUUGGACUGUCUAUUAGAUAUUUAUCAACAAGUUUUGCGAAAAGGAUCUGCAUCUGCGCUCACUUUGGCUUCAUUUCAAAUGCCAGCUUUUGAAUGUGAGCAGACUUCUGAUUAUCAGAGUCCAUCAGACAGCAAAGAUUUAUCUAAUUCUGCACAAAUUAGUGGAUGUGUAUCCAGAUCAGCUAGUGCCAAUCUGCCUCGUGGCCUACAGCUUAUACUGACACCAAAUGAAUUUAGCACUCAGGCUUACUAUGCUUUCAGUCCAGCUAUGCAUAGUCAAGCAACACAAGUGCCAAAUGAUGGACCUGCAACAGUUAAUAAUACAUCAAACCAAAUAAACCAGGCAACCAAGCCAGCAACUCCGACAACAUUACAAAUACCACCUUUCUCAUCAAUGAAGCAUAUCAAUAAGCCUGAGCCUGUUCAUAUUAUUCCUGUAACCACACAGGAAAAUAUUUCCAAUGUCACCGCUUGCCUUGUUGCAUCAAAGGAUAAUGGACAAGUUGCACAGCCCAGUGCAACAAAGGAUCUCACGUGGAGAAAAAGUCUGGAUACAGAGGGGGAAUCUUUGCUCUCAGUUAAACCUGUGGUGCAAAUGGACUUAGGAAAAUCUUUAUCUGUACAAAAUCUUAUACAGUCUACAGAAGAACUGAAUAUACAGAUUGCUGGCAGUGACUCCAGUGGUUCCAGAGGUAGCCAAGAUGUAUACUCCAAAUGGAGGGAGUCAAAAUUAUUUAUAACUGAUGAAGAGUUGGAGACAGAGGCAGGAACAGAGACUACUGAAGCCAUCUCACGCCCAUUAGUGGAAACAACUCUCUCUGCUGACUCUCUAAGGACUGGAAUAUCAAGGUCAUCUCAAAGCAUCUGCAAGCCAGGGGAUGGUACAGAAGCACUCAAUCUGCUCCAUGUCAAACUUAAAUAACAGCUUGCUGGCUUUCUUCAUUGGCUGGUUCAUUCCUCUAGUCAUACAUAUCAUAGCAUGAACUAUUUUGUAAGCCUUUUUAAUAAGAUAAAAUCACAAAAAUCGGGAUGAAUCUGCAAAGCAGUUGAAUGAGCCCAUAUUUCCUAGCUGCAUGAAAAUGCAUGUUUAAGUGAUGGCUAGCAUCCAAAUUUACACCUACAGUAUGGCAGCCUUUGAUGAAGUAUGGUAGGUUUAAAUAAUGAGUUGCCUACAAAGCUAAUGCUGCAGGAUGUAUCAAAAAGAAAAAAAAAAUCAAAAAUUUGAGCAUUUUAGACAUAGUGCCGUCGCUACAGGGCAGAAGUGAAAAUGGUAAGGUUUAAAGCACUUUGCUUCUGAACUAAUUAAAUAUAUAUAUAUAAUGUCCUGAUUUAGAUGAUAGUUUAUGUUUACAACAAAAAAAUUAUCUACAGCUGCUAGCAAGGUACCAAGGAAAUCAGUAAUAUGGCUAGAAAUGCGGGGUUAGAAAUGGCUGCCAGUUGCAAGAUACACAUAUUUGCUCAUCAUUAAUCAGUUAUUUUUAGCUCUGAAAAAAAAUAGGUUAACAUUCAUCCAAUUUUUGGUGAUUUAGUGCUGUGGCAGAAGCACCUGACACACCACUGUCACAUUGUUCUUCAUAAAAAGAAAACUAUUUUGCUACAAAAAGUUUGUAUUUUAAGGAUUGGGGCUGGCCUCAGAAGGGGAUAAUGCGGGUGGCUACACUGAGAAUUCAGGGGAAUCGCUCCUCCCAGUCUCAUUGAGAAGCUGUCUUGUGAAUCUGAACCAUUUUGGCAGCAAUAGGUGAGGGAAGGAAGCAGGCGCUGCCUUCAUGUUAGAAGCAAUAUUUCCUUCUGUGGAAAUUUUGGCAAUUUUCCUUGCAGUCCCAAUCUGAUACUAUGACAGCACUUCAUAAGGCUGAGAAAGGAGGGAAAACAAGGAACUGAAAUACAAAGUAAAACUAAAGAGGACAGAACAGAGGAGAGAGAAAGACAACACAAUCAAUGUGGAAAUAAAUAAUAACACAGAUUUAGAUAGGCAGGAAGGGAAAUUAUCCCAUAAAACAAGAAAGGUAAAGAGGGGAAAAGUUACUUUUUUUUUUCCCCACAGAUAAUGAGUGCUAUUUUGAAAAAAAAGCCACAUAGGCAAUCAGAAAUUAAAAUAGAAGUAGAUAAGAUCGCCUUAACUGAAAAUAAAAAAAAUUAAGGCAAGGGUUUGUUGCUUUUUUAAUAAAAGGUGAUGAGGAGAGAGAGGGAAAGUGGUAACACUCUUAGAUCUUAACACUGUGUCCCAAUGGCAGUCAUUUUUUUGUGAACUUUCCAAGACAGAGCUUUCAGACUCCUUCCUCCGAAUACCCAACUUUUCAGAUUCAAAGCCUACAUCAAACUGAGCAUUCCUGCCUGAUACAUCCUCUUUUUUUUCUUACCCUAACCUACACUUCACUUCUGCUGAGAUGCAGGAGCAGUGUUAGUGCCUCUCUGCACAUCCCCAACAAUGCUUUCCUAUUGGGAGAACCGUUGCGCAGCCUAAACAGCCUGCUGCCUUUCCCAGCUGAAUGAAGUUUCUGUGUGUGGCCUCCUCUCAGAUUUACACCCCACCUGCACCACAGGCUUGUAGACAACCCAGUUUGGGCUCAGCUUCCCUCUAGCACCAGGAAUACCGAAUGUAUGGGGGUGCCAGUGCCAGCUCACUCAGGGCAGUGUGUUCUCAAGGCCCAGACCCACUGGGAACUUACUAUGUACAUCAAAAACAUCACUCCAGUCUUAACCGUGGCUAAAUGCUGUAGAUUGUAUUGUGAAGGACCUGAUCUGUUUACUAUGAAUCCAUUGUAACUUCUGCUUCCAUAUUUCCUUUAAAGAAGUAUUCCUGGAUGUUACAUGACAAUUUUAUUAUGUGAAAGUACAUGCAAACUGUAGAGUGUAUAUAUUGUGUCAUUAUAUGGGGUCCACGGACGGUACACUGUGUUCCAUGGCUUACACCGGAGCAAACUUCAGUUGUUAAAUCCUGAAAGACACCUUGAAGCACAAUUUCCUCACUGCUGAUUUGCCAUAUAAUUUACCACGUUCAGCCUUUCCUGUUUUCUUUACUUGCAAUCUGAUCAUACUAAAGCCUGAUUACAACAGUAAUUUUGUGAGGAUAAAUACUUUUUUUUCACAUCUCAGUUCACUUAACUACUAACUUAUUUGAAUGUCUGCAGUUUAUCCGGACAGAUCUGUAAGUUUAAACUAUCAAAAAUUUAAAAACUUACAAUCUUUUUUUAGUUUUCUUUUCCUUUUUCUUAACUCUUUAUGGUGCCUUUCUUGCCUUUCCCAUGAAGCCUCCUGCUGACCUAAGCAUAAAUAUGCAGUUAGGGUUCAGUUAAGGAGAAAGAGAUCGGGCACAUGGCAAUUGUGUGCCUGUGAUGAAACUCCCUGCCCCUCCUUGAGGAGAUUGAAAAAUCAAGGCAUCAUGAAUUGAACACCACUUUUCCACCUUCAUCUAUGUAAGCAGAUGAUUGCACCACAUUGCAUCAAUGGGAUAACUGAGCAUUGCCCCUGCCUGUACCAAUUCCACACAGAAACAGGGCCUUGGGUUUUGCUGAUAAUUUAUCUCACAGAAACUUGGUAUUUUUGCCUUAAAUGACAUGCCUGAGUCCUUCUAAUUUUAAGUUAAUUUAUUUAAUACAACUUUGUGCACAAAAGAAUAAGUUCUAUAAAUGAUGUAUGAAAAUGUUAAUAUCUUUACAAAGUACUAAUAAAUCUAGAAGAUCAUAUCUUUUCAAAUUAUAGUUUAAAAUCCUAAUUUGUUUUCUUUUAUGCUCAUCAUUAUUAUUUUUGCAGCUGCAAGUCUUAUCAUAUAGGGUUUUUUAACAUAAUAUUGAUAGGAAAUAGAAAGAGUAGUGAAUAUAUGAAAUUUUAAAGAGGAAGAAUUGUUUGUUUGGAUUUUUUAUAAGUUUUACUUAUAUUUCCUCAUGCGGAGUUUCCUGUUUCUAUGCUCUCUCUUUGAAAGACAGUGUCAUGACUGACAAUCAUUCAUUAGUUUCACAAAAGAAGGGCCUGUCUGGCUUUUCAAGUCUUGUUCUGAGCUGCUUAAUAAAAUCCAGCUCAUGACAGCUAAUAAGAAGUGUUCAUGAGUCGGGACAAAAGACAAUUUUUUUUCUGAUUUACAAUCCACUUGAGGAUUGUUGGACGAGAGAAUUAGAACUUAGGUAAAAGCUUCAGGAAUUAAGCAUUAUCCAAAUAACUGUUUUCUGAUCAGCAUGUUCUUCUACCUGAAUGGAGAACUGAAUAAUUUUGAUGACUAUUAUUUCUUUAAGAAUUUGUAUUUGCUCCUGGCUUAUAUUAUCUAUACUUUUUAUUUAAAUAUGAAUAUGAUGUUUUAGCCUAGGGUUCGAGAUUGCAAAGAUCAUACACUUUUAUUCACAGUGCCCACAGUUGUUCCAUGUUUUUGAGAUAAUCCUAUUAGAGUGACUGCUCUUAUUAUAGUAUGGUGAUGAGUAAUUCACCUGCUUUUGUGAUAAGUCAAAUCAUGCUGAAUGGCUGAUGUAUAGUAGACCAUCUGAUGUACUGUAGUAUUUCUGGAUUGGGACCUGCAAUCCUUACUCAAGCAAAAAUUCUAUGGAAUUCAUUCAUUUUAUGAAAUUCAAGAAUUUUUCUUGAAAUGGGAACUCAGAUUCAAAUCCUGAUUUUGUUGGGCAUCUGUUUAAAGUGAAAAUGGUAAUAUUCCAGUUAUUUCCUGAGGAAACUAAUACUUAGCUGAAUUUACCCAUGUCACAUUGACUAUAUAAAAAAUAACGCACAAAGUACUGAUGUAAAAAGGGAAGAAGCAAAGGGACAAUUUUAAAAAGCACAGAGAAUAAUCAGAAAAUUGGAGCAAGCAGGAAAAUAUAACAGCAAAGGAAUGAAAAAAGGGUUUAAACACCUGAGGCUAAAUUCAUCCUUGGAUGGCUUCGCUGACUUCAAUGCAUUCACUGCCCAACUGAGUGAAGCUCUGCCUCCGUUGGGAUAACCAGGCUCAGUUCCACUGACCUUAAAGGAACUGAACCCACAUAUACCAGAAAUGAACUUGCCUCUCUGGGCCAACUUUUAUCCUGACUCAUAUGUCAUGCAAUCCUUUUGGAUUCACUAGGCUUGAAUGAAAUACAGGUCAGAAAAGAAUUUGUCCCAGAUAUUUCUGCUUCACAUUUUUUUCCAAGUGUGUUAAUUGACUUAAUUCAAGUGGAUUACAACAUUACAUGACGUCCUGUCACUGUCUAAAAAGGUUAAUUAGUUUUUGAAAUAAGACUUGUCCCCUGCAAUGUCAGUGGAAUCAUGCAAUAUUUUCCUGUCCGUUCAUCUAGAUGCAAAUGUGGCCAUUCAUUCAGUUGUGGCCACACAUAGGACAAUUCCAGACAUACCCAAUAUCAUCUGCUAUUGGAAGAAUUUUUGACUUCUUUGAAAGCCAAAAGACAGUUUUGUAGCAGGCUUAGAAAGCACGAUGGCUGCUUCCACUGACACUGCAACAUUAGCCAGUACAUUACAAUGUUAAUUGUAAAUUCUUGACAAAGUUGAAUCCAUAUUGUUGUUAAUAAAAAUGAUUUGAAAAGUA
Pseudopipra pipra is the source of this 7371-nucleotide messenger RNA. It is a transcript of the gene KCNQ5, whose product is annotated as potassium voltage-gated channel subfamily Q member 5. Gene Ontology annotation, cellular component: membrane; voltage-gated potassium channel complex. Bases 1 to 2793 code for a protein of 930 amino acids. The transcript is spliced from 15 exons. Lineage: Eukaryota; Metazoa; Chordata; Aves; Passeriformes; Pipridae. Gene Ontology annotation, molecular function: voltage-gated potassium channel activity. Gene Ontology annotation, biological process: potassium ion transmembrane transport. The record is from RefSeq and is a predicted model, not a curated record.